Colletotrichum acutatum is the source of this 1840-nucleotide messenger RNA. RefSeq lists its product as uncharacterized. The transcript has a single exon. Bases 1368 to 1661 code for a protein of 97 amino acids. NCBI's taxonomy places the organism in Eukaryota, Fungi, Ascomycota, Sordariomycetes, Glomerellales, Glomerellaceae. The record is from RefSeq and is a predicted model, not a curated record.
GGAGGGACGAAAAGGAUUUGUGUUCAUUUUUGUGUAAGUCAUGCUUGAGUGAAGAAUUUUCUUCGGGUGUCAUGAGGGAGGUGUGAUGACUCUUGAUGUAAGCCUUCUCUUCCGGUGGACGUGGAGGUUAUUUUGGGUCGGGCUGGUUUGGUGUUAGAAGAGAUUAUGACUCAAUGACGAUAUUGCCUCCGAGGUUUAGGGAGGGUUUGGUCGGUUGGUUUUGCUGGAGACGGAGAUGUCAGCUUAGUGAGGUCGUUUGAUUGGGAAUUUUGGCGAGGCUGGUUUCUUCAUUUCGAGGUGAGGUCUGAAGGCUUUGACAGUGGAACCGUAGUAAUCAAAGGUAGGUAGUGCUCGCUCUGCUGGACUUUCGAGUUGUCGGGUAUCAGAGUACCGUGACUACAAAACUCAUCUCCUAUCUUCCUCUCGCGGCGUAGAGGCAGGUUAUGCUGCCGGAGUGAAACUAUUGUUGCUAGAUGAAUUUAGAUCUUGAUGAGUAGUGACGCUGUCCCCAAAACCAAUCACGUUAGGAACCAUAGGGAAAUGUGUCCCCCUGACAAAAGAGAACACUACCAGACGAUAUUCUGGGCGUAAUACUGGGGUAAGAGACUAGGAAUUAAAGACAUAAAUGAACCUCGCAGAAGCUCAAGGAAUGAAAAUCAGGCAAUGUGAACUCUCGUGACGAGAGUCGCGGGUUCCACUCAAAAUAAUACUCACCAUGUUGCUUCGCCUAGGAUUUACAUAUAUACCACAAACUCAUCGAUACUCAAUUCCAAUUGCCCAGGCCCCUGAUAUGUCAUCUCCUGCCAGUCACAUAUUCCGCGAAGAAUACCCCAUAGCUAAGGGGGGAAACAUGUAAGGACCACAUAGAGUGAAUCAUGUACCAAGACUUUGAAUCAAUGCUCUAGAAGCGACUUAAGGGGGGUGGCAACCUCACAGUUGGUAGCACAACAGAAGACGAAAAAAGUCUUCCCACAUCUUAUGGUUGCCGUCUAGGACACGGUAAAAACUUACAAAGAGAGAGUUUUUAAAUGUUACCGUCGCGAAUUGAGCUCUCAGUACCGAAAAUCACCUAAACUACUACUGAAACAGCUUAAUUGGUCGGCUCUGAUUCCAACCUGUAGGACUCGUGUCUGAUGUGUGCUUUGACGGACGCAUCAGAGUGAGGAAAGAAUGGUCUGGGGUUGAGAAUCGUGAUCAACCCACUCAGGAUUCCUUACGUGGUUUUGUACAUGGCGGGGGUGUCAAUUUUGUGUGACUAGCAGAGCAAGCACGUCCAGCUUCAUAUCGAAGACGAGGUGGAGAGCUCGUGAGAGGUUAACGAUAAUCUCAAAGUGCUGGUCGCGAGGAGUAAUUUCUGGACUUUAACCAUGCCGCGAUAUGGUGUUGCAUACUGUUCGAUCCUUGCCUGGACACUCUUUGCUCUCGCACGCGUAACGUACGCGUGGCAGCAGUUAGUAGUGGAAGACUGUAAUGAUAAGCCAGCUCCAAGACAUGACACCUCCUUUAGAAGCCGGUUGCGACAGCAUUUCUAUGGCAGGGGCGUCUACGCUACGAGAAGUAGACAUAGAUGUCGCGGGUUCGUAACCAUCGAACGACUUUGGGACACGCUGAGCCGUUUUGCAUUAAGUGUUGCAACAAUAAUUGCCCUAAAGGAUAUUUGAUAGCCUUUACGCAAGGAAAGCGUUGUAAGGAGGGAGUAGGACCAGAAGCUACUAGCUUCCUCAGCUUUCCUUGGACUUACGACAUCUAAACACUCUCUUUCUAUCAAGGGGCUGACCAAGAGAGGAUAUAAAAAGCCCACCCCCCUUACCUUUUACCUGGUUCUCUUUCACCACUAGUG